GUCUGCGUGGGAUAAGUUACGCACGGAGAAAAAUACGGGGAAUUUCACUGAGGGAUUUAAUAAAAGACUAGCUGUUUGGAAAGCUCUCCGACUAUGAGAACCUUGACCAUUUGCUGAAAGAACACCCAAGAUGCAGCCAGAAUGCCCCUCUGCUCCCCCUCCACCACCUCCACCACCCCCACCACCUCCUCCUCCCCCUCCUGCCCUCGGUCUCCCCUCUCACCUCAGCUUCACCCAGCACCGCUCCACCAUGAGAAACUUUAACUGGGAGACGUUGCCUAAGCACUCGGUCCUGGGUCGGCACAACAUCUGGACAGAGGACCGUCCGGAUGGGGAGUAUGAACUGGACACGGAGCACAUGGAGGAGCUGUUCAGUAAGAAGCAGGUACACGACAACAAGCUCAGCCGACAGAGCCUCAGGGGGCUGCAGAACCCUGGAGCACAGGUGACGUCCAUCCUGAGCUCCAAGAGAAGCAUGAACGUUGGAAUCUUCCUGAAACAGUUCAGAAGGCCCAUUCGAGAAUUGAUCAACGAUAUAAAAGUUGGGAAUUACCUGAGCUUUGGGACAGGGAAACUGAGAGAGCUGUGCAAGAUGCUGCAAGAUGAAGAUGAGUUAAAACAGCUAAGGAAUUUUAAAGGAGACCACUUCUCUCUUCCGGAAGCAGAUUUGUUUAUGCUAAUGCUGGUCAAGAUCCCGAGUUAUGAGGACCGUCUGAACAGCCUGGUUCUCAAAGAGGAGUUCUUCCCUCUCAUGGAUGAACUGAAAGGUUUUAUCGGCACUUUGAUAAGUGCAGGGAAAGAGCUAUUAGAGUCUGACCAACUCCACUCUGUUAUUCGACUGGUACUGAAGACAGGGAAUUACAUGAAUGCAGGAGGCUACGCUGGAAGUGCGAUUGGCUUUCGAAUGACAUCUCUGCUGAAGCUUGUAGACACCAAAGCCAACAAACCAGGGAUGAAUCUCAUGCAUUAUGUUGUUAUGCAAGCACAAAAGGUUGAUGAAGCGCUCCUUACAUUCCCAGAGCAACUCCAACACAUCGAGGCAGCAGCAAGAAUAAACAAAGCCGACAUUGAAGCGGAGUUUGCCCAACAGUUGAAAAAAGUGCAAGAGGCCAAAGGGGACUCGUUGAAGCAGGAGGAUCUAAAGGAACAGAUGGAGGAUUUUCUAGAGGAGGCGGAGGUGAGCCUGCGGGACAUAGAAGCAGACCUCCAGGAGCUGUCCUCUCUCAGUGACUCUGUGGCCGAAUACUUCUGUGAGGACCCCCGCACCUUCAAGCUGGAGGAGUGCUGCUCCAUCUUCCACUCUUUCUGUGAGAGGUUCCUCAGGGCCAGACAGGAAAACGAAGCCCGCGAGGUGAGUGAGGUGAAACGUCGUCACGCAGAGAGAUUGCAGACUGCCUUGAAACGCCGCUCCAUUGCGUCCUGCUCCACCAAAGAGAUGGACGGGGUCUCUCUAGAGUCCGUGCUCCAAAGCUUCGUCAGCAGGCAAGGCAUACGGAGGAAACCGGGCGGCCGUUUUCUACUCACGGCACUCCACCCAAUGGUAGCUCCUUGGACGGCAGCCUUGUAGAGAUUUCCUUGCAAGCCAAUGUACCCAAUAUGAGCCCCAACAGAAGGCCAUAUUUAAAGGUUAAUGAAAUGAGCAAGAAAGAGUGGAA
Messenger RNA from Periophthalmus magnuspinnatus, 1655 nucleotides. Its product is annotated as FH2 domain-containing protein 1-like. Lineage: Eukaryota; Metazoa; Chordata; Actinopteri; Gobiiformes; Gobiidae. The record is from RefSeq and is a predicted model, not a curated record.